Rhinolophus ferrumequinum (greater horseshoe bat) is the source of this 3270-nucleotide messenger RNA. RefSeq names its product coiled-coil domain containing 66 (gene CCDC66). The record is from RefSeq and is a predicted model, not a curated record. Gene Ontology annotation, biological process: cilium assembly. NCBI's taxonomy places the organism in Eukaryota, Metazoa, Chordata, Mammalia, Chiroptera, Rhinolophidae. Gene Ontology annotation, molecular function: microtubule binding. Gene Ontology annotation, cellular component: microtubule; photoreceptor inner segment; cilium.
GCUCGCCGGCAUCGUUGUAUCCAAUCGGCGUAGAGCUUGUUGAUCGGCAGCGGCAACCGACGUACACAAGGGGCUUGAGCGUCCAGUGGAGAGAGCGAGAGGUCAGGCCAUGAACUUGGGAGAUGGUUUAAAGCUUGAAACUGAAUUAUUGGAUGGAAAAACCAAGCUAAUAUUGUCUCCAUAUGAACGUAAAUCAAAAAUUUCUGUGAAGAUGGGAAAUAAGACCAAGAUUGCAAAAUGUCCUUUAAGAACAAAACAAACUGGAUUCAUUCUAAAAUCAACACAAAAUACUUGUAUCAGGAGUGAAAAACUUUUGCAAAAGAAGAGAAUUGGUUCAGAAACUUCACUGGCAAAAGGUGAAAAGGAUAGUAUGACUUUUUCACCCACUAAGGAUUUAUGCAAGCAGUAUGCAGAUAAAGACUGUCUUCAUAUCCAGAAAGAGAUUUCACCUGCAACCCCUAAUAUACAGAAGACUAGAAACACUGUAAACACAUCUGUAGUAGCUAAACAGAAGCCUUGCAAAAAACACAUCACAAGUGAAAAUGUGAAGAGUAGUUUGGUAUGUCUAACCCAAGACCAACUACAACAGAUUUUGAUGACUGUAAACCAAGGAAAUAGAUCUAUUUCCCUGACUGAGAGUGGAAAGAAGGAGGAAACAAGUCAAGACAGUCUACAUUUAAACAGUAUUCCUAAUCAGCCAAAGGACGAGAACAUUAUGGGACUACUUGAAAAAACUGAGGCUGUUUCAUAUGUCCAGGAUGAAAAUAAAUCUGUUUUAAAUAAAAACCAGGAUACAUCUAAGCAGUAUGAGCAGAAAAUUGCUAUAGAGAAUGUAUGGAAACCAGCUGACAUUUUCAGUACUCUGGGGGAAAGAGAACGUGAUAAAAGUUUGUUGGAAGCAAAAAAAGCCCAGUGGAGGAAAGAGCUUGAUGAACAGGUUGCUUUAAAGAAGAAAGAAAAAGAAGCUUGAAAAUGGAAUAAUCCUUAAAAAUCUGAAACUGAUAAAAUAGUAUGGGAAAAAUUUCAAAUUCUUGACCAAUCUAAGACUUCUACUAGUGUUUCCAGCAUUCUGUCACAGUCUCCCAGUCAGGUAACGGUGGUCCAGGCUGAUGGGGACUCACUAUCUAGAGCUAGUCAGAUUUUAGAGGAAGCAGUACUGCCAGAGCACCCUUUCAGUGCUGUCAAACAAGAACAGCAGAGAAAAUGGAUUGAAGAGUUGAACAAGCAAAUAGAAGAUGACCGGCAAAGAAAAAUAGAAGAAAAAAUUAUAUCUUCAAAGGGUGAGGAACAUGACAGAUGGGCAAUGCAUUUUGAUUCAUUAAAGAGCUGUCCUGGUUCUCAGUCUCAGCUGUCCUCUCGUUCAACACACAAACAACCAGAGUACUUCUGUGUCUCUCCGGAUACUCAGGAGCUGGCUGAUACCAGCAGUGUUUAUACACCUACAGCUGGAAGCCAGGUUGAACCGUCAGAAGAGGAGCAUAUAGCAACUGUUAGAGAUAUGGCUGUGGCAAAUAGUCAAAAAACAAAGUAACUUCUGCGUUCUAUGACUGCUCUUUUGGACCCAGCUCAGAUUGAGGAACGAGACAGGCGGCGACAAAAACAGUUAGAACAUCAGAAAGCCAUCACUGCUCAGGUAGAAGAGAAGCGCAGGAAGAAGCAGCUGGAAGAAGAGCAGAGAAAGAAGGAAGAACAAGAAGAGGAGCUUCGCCUAGCACGGGAACGAGAAGAGAUGCAGAAACAGUAUGAAGAAGACAUACUUAAGCAAAAACAAAAGGAAGAAGUCAUAACUCUCAAGACAAAUGAACUGUUCCAGACGAUGCAGGAGAGCACAGGAGCUGGCACAGAGACUAAACAAGAACAGAGAAUCCGAGAAUUGGCUCAAAAGGGACAUGACACUUCGAAAUUAAUUAAAAAUCUUGGCGUUGAUACAGUACAAGUGGACUAUAAUGCAUCUACUAACAAUAUUUCAAAUUCAAGACAUGGCUUGAAUGAAGUCAAUGGUAAAAUGAAUACAUGUAUCAAUUCUGUGAAUUCUCCUAAGAAGGAUACUGGUGUGCAAACAGAUGACUUAAAUACUGGAAUAUUCACCAAUGCAGAAUCACAUUGUGGCUCAGUAAUAAAGAGGGAAAUUAUAAAUUGUUCAUCUCCCAAGAUUCCUGCAGAACUUAAUGAAAAGUUGAAUACUAAGAAAAAUAAGCAAGAACUAGUAAGUCAGGAUAAAGGAGCCAACUUAGAAAAAGAAAACAGUUGGUACAAUGACCAGUGUAAUCAGUUCACAAGAACAGACAAAAAAAUAAAACAUACGAAGAAAUGUCCUAAAAGGCCUGACUGGAAUAUAAAUAAGCCACUCAAAAGGUAUAUUCCAGCAUCAGAAAAGUACCCUAAACAGCUUCAAAAGCAGAGAGAAGAAAAAAAAGUAAGAAGGCAAAUGGAACUGCUUCAUUUGGUAGAAAGAAAUAACCCUGGACACCUCUUCCAAAGUGGAGGCACUUCCCCAGAAGUCCUUCAUUCAUCUCAUCAGGAAACUGGGCCAAAGUUCAGGUGGCAUCUAGUCAAAACGGAAGAAGAACAUUUGAACAUUAAUUCAUUCAGCAAAGAAAGGUCUCAAUCACCACCAGUUCCUGCGGUGAAAAACAGAACACAACAAACUCAGACACUAAAAGAAAGUAAUUACGAAAGAGAGACUUUUAUCUCAGGAGGCAGUGAAACAGGAUUAUCACCUAGGAUUUCUGAGCCAUCCCAUUUUAUCCCCUAUGUGCGAACCAAUGAGAUCUAUUACCUUGAUCCAGAUGCACCACUGUCUAGGCCUCUAUCCCAGGAUCCUCAGUACCAAAAUCUACAUGACUGUGACCAAGAACAACAGCUGUUUGACUCUGACUAUGUCAGGGACCCACUUCUUAAUCCUAACUUUGUGAAAAAUAGGGAUCGCCAGCAAGCAAUCCUGAAGGGACUAUCAGAACUGAGACAGGGCCUUCUCCAGAAGCAAAGGGAGUUGGAAACUAAUCUUAUGCCUUUAGCUGCCAAUCAAGAAGAGAAUUUUAGUUCUUCGUUUUAAAUGUAGAAAAAUCAAAUCCUUUACAUUUGAUUUGUCUCCCAAAUUAUAAAAUGUCCUUGUUGCUUAACUGUAUUUUUCAAAUACCCUAGAUUUAUUUUAAAUGCUUAUUUAAAACUUGUACAUUAUGUAGUAAAAUGCUGUGUGUGUAUACAUAUAUAUAUUUUUUAACAAUAAAACACAUUUUUGUAAAAAAAAUUUUAGUAGUUUAAAAAAAA